AUCACUACUCACUCCCCCACUGCACUCGCCAGAUCCACACUCCACUCGCCGCGGCAUGGGCACGCUCUCCUCCCUCGCCGUUCUCGCGGCGCUCCUCUCCUUCGUGGCUGUCGGUGGCGCCGUCGACGCCGCCGUGGAGUACGACACCAGCACCGACCUCACCCCCGCCGGCGCCGACUGGAACGCCAGCGACGCCACCAAGUACUGGGGCCCCUGGACGCCGGCGAGGGCGACCUGGUAUGGCCAGCCCGAAGGCGCCGGCCCCGACGACAACGGCGGCGCUUGCGGCUUCAAGCAUGUGAACCGGUACCCGUUCAUGUCCAUGGGCUCCUGCGGCAACCAGCCGCUCUUCAAGGACGGCAAGGGAUGCGGCUCAUGCUACAAGAUCAGAUGCAGGAAGGACCAGUCGUGCUCCGGGCGGACGGAGACGGUGAUCAUCACGGACAUGAACUACUACCCGGUGGCGCCCUUCCACUUCGACCUCAGCGGCACCGCCUUCGGCCGGCUCGCCAAGCCCGGACUCAACGACAAGCUCCGCCACUCCGGCAUCAUCGACAUCGAGUUCACCAGGGUGCCGUGCGAGUUCCCGGGGCUCAAGAUCGGCUUCCACGUGGAGGAGUACUCCAACCCCGUCUACUUCGCGGUGCUGGUGGAGUACGAGGACGGCGACGGCGACGUGGUGCAGGUCGACCUCAUGGAGUCGCGGGGGCCCGGCGGCGGGCGGUGGACACGGAUGCGCGAGUCAUGGGGAUCCAUCUGGCGCCUCGACUCCAACCACAGGCUCCAGGCGCCAUUCUCCAUCCGCAUCCGCAACGAGUCCGGCAAGACGCUCGUCGCCAACAAGGUCAUCCCGGCCAACUGGAGGCCCAACACCUUCUACCGCUCCUUCGUCCAGUACAGCUAG
Messenger RNA from Lolium rigidum, 904 nucleotides. Its product is annotated as expansin-B4-like. The record is from RefSeq and is a predicted model, not a curated record. Gene Ontology annotation, cellular component: extracellular region. Gene Ontology annotation, biological process: sexual reproduction. Bases 56 to 904 code for a protein of 282 amino acids. The transcript is spliced from 4 exons. Lineage: Eukaryota; Viridiplantae; Streptophyta; Magnoliopsida; Poales; Poaceae.